GUUCCAGCUGUACUCCCUCUACUGUACACUCCUCUCCUCUACUGUUAUCAGACUGUUGAGCCCAGCCUGUGUGGACUGACUGAAGCAAUGAAUGCAGGCAUCUGUGUAUGUGUACUGCUGGCUGCGUUCUCUGGCAGCAGUUUGGGGCGCCCGUCGCACUCGCAGGAUGAGGACAAGCCUGAGCCCCCCCAGCUCGACAGCGUUAUGUCUCCCCAACACACACGCCACACCCGCUCAGCACCCUCCAGUGGCCAGCUCAUCCCCUUCUCCAAACCGGCAGAGGACGAGGCAGAGGACCCCCGCACCAGCCUGCGCGAACUACUGGCAAGAUUGAUAUCCAGGAAAGGAUCAUUGCAGAGGAGCUCGUCCCUGAGCAGCAGAGCCAGCGGUCCGGGUCCCAGCCACAAGAUAAAGGACAGAGACUACCUGGGCUGGAUGGACUUCGGACGCCGCAGUGCAGAGGAGUACGAGGAGUACUCCUCAUAGAAACAGACGCACCACCACUAAAUCCAUCUCGAUUAUCAGAAAACAAAAAAAUCAUUGUCCCCAAAAGCUAUAUUUAUUAUGAUGUAUUUGAUGUAAAUGUGUUUGUAAAACUGAUAUGAAGCAAUAUAUAUAUACAGUACGUAUACAGAUUUUUGAAG
Oncorhynchus mykiss (rainbow trout) is the source of this 644-nucleotide messenger RNA. RefSeq names its product cholecystokinin a (gene ccka). Gene Ontology annotation, biological process: digestion. The record is from RefSeq and is marked provisional. Gene Ontology annotation, cellular component: axon; extracellular region. NCBI's taxonomy places the organism in Eukaryota, Metazoa, Chordata, Actinopteri, Salmoniformes, Salmonidae. Gene Ontology annotation, molecular function: neuropeptide hormone activity.